UGAUUGUAAGUUCUUGUUGCCUAAAAAAUCGUAAAUAUCAGCGCUCGGGAAGCUAUUCAAGAUUCUUGCAACCGGUUUGACGAUUUUCGCUCAGCAUGUCGACAGAGAUCAAAAAGAGAGGCCGUCCGAAGAAGGUGGUGAACGAGGUGCCGCUUUCUGUGGAGGAUUCCCCGAAGCCGGCGAGCGCCAGAUCGAGCAAGACGUCGGUCGCCAAAAGUUUGGCAUCAACAUCAUCGAAAACUGCGGCAGUGAAGAGCAAUGGGAUCGGCAAGACAAGCAACGCCAGGAAGCAAGUGUCAGAGGAUAUAUCGCAACCCGAAAAGGACACAGAAUCCGUGAAGAGCUUGCCGGCCAAGUUGAAAGAAGACGCACCAGCUCCGCCGACAGUUAUUCAGGCGAUCGCCAUUGAAGAGUCGAGGAUCCUGAAAGAGUUGGCGCAAUCAGAGAGCAAAAAACAACGAAAGCCAGUUCAUAGGACAAAAAAAACGGCCAUUGUCUCGAAGUCGGAAGUAGCAGCACCUCCUGCACAAGAAUCGACGACGACGGCGUCCUUCCUCGAACCGACAAACACGUUGGCAGUGGGUCUGCCGAUUCCUACCUACCAAUCCACCAUGCAAAACGUCGGUCAUCAGCCGCUUUGCCUGCCAUGGCUACCAAAUCCAUCCCAACUGCGACAGACUGCUUACCUGUCAACGACUACUACAAUGCAUGCGGCGAAAAGGAAGCUGCCUUCCGUUAAGGAGGUCAACCGAUUUGUCGUGGCGGAGCAAUCGUCGCGAGGCGGUCCAGGCAGUGGUGCGAUAAGAUCACGAGCGCAGCAAGCUGCUGAGGAGACACGGGGAGGUGGUGCACAGUUUACCCAGCCAGGCGAGUUGCCAGCGAAAUAUAAGCCGGCGUUGAGAAGGGUUCAAGCAAUCAUAGUGGCAUUGCCUAUCGUAAUUGUAACAAGUUACAUGCUUUAUGAGCGAUUAGUCUUAGGGGUUGAGCCAAAGAAGCUGCCUCGAUUACCAUCAGGCAGCGAGAACAGGACUCCUCCAUCAUCUAAGCCCUAACCUCCGCGCAGGCUUAAUAAAAUCAUGUAUUCCACGAUCCCAAGUCUAGGCGAGUAUCUAGAUCAUCAUUGAUGCCAUGUUAGCGAAACACAUAUGCACCGCAAUGAGAUAUAUGCCGUUUAUUCUCGUUGAGAGCUUCGCACAAAAUGCUCGCUUAUUAAAAAUGCUCGAAUAUCCAUCAAAUUGAACCCGAUUCUCGAACUGUCUUAUUUUUGAUACGGGCGUGGCAGCUUUCACUAAAAUUUUAUGUUCCCCCAGCUGUGCUUAAUUCACACCAUGCGCGGCGAAUAUCCGUACCACUAAUGCGUU
This is a messenger RNA of Verruconis gallopava, 1361 nucleotides long. RefSeq lists its product as uncharacterized. The transcript is spliced from 2 exons. The record is from RefSeq and is a predicted model, not a curated record. Bases 96 to 1052 code for a protein of 318 amino acids. NCBI's taxonomy places the organism in Eukaryota, Fungi, Ascomycota, Dothideomycetes, Venturiales, Sympoventuriaceae.